AUGCCGACCCACUCUCCCUCUCCUUCCCCCUCCCCACCUCGCCGAGUCAAGCGCGACGCCUUCCCAUCCCUCUCAGACGUUAAGCCCAAGAAGCGCAAGGGCUCCAAAUCGAAGCCAGGCAAAGCCCCACCCCGCGCAUGGACCGGCGAAGAACUAGACCUCCUCUUCACCAUUGCACUCAAGAGACCCACCCGCGCCAACUUUGAGGGCAAGAUUGAAGGUCGGACGGGAAUGCAGUGUCUCAAGACGUGGGAAAACACACUCCUGCCGUACCUGCACAAGAUGGCGCGCGAGAAAGGGGCGAGGAAGUAG
Molecule: messenger RNA, 312 nt
Organism: Cutaneotrichosporon cavernicola
Lineage: Eukaryota; Fungi; Basidiomycota; Tremellomycetes; Trichosporonales; Trichosporonaceae
Exons: 2
Coding region: 1-312 (103 amino acids)
Source: RefSeq, a predicted model, not a curated record